CGCCUGAAGUCUCACACUGACACAGAGCCCGCGGAGCAAGCAACAUGCGUUUCCUGGCAGCGUUGUGCACCCUCGUCAUCCUCAACACCUUCAUCUGCAUCACUCAGUCAGCGAGCUGCUGUGUGAGUUACAGCAAGCGUCCGUUGAAGUGCCACCGGCUGCUGGGUUACACCAUCCAGACCAUCAACACUUCCUGUGACAUCAGUGCCGUCAUCUUCCAUGUUAAUGGGAGGUUCGUGUGUGCCGACCCUUUAAAGAAAUGGACCCAGAGAGGGAUGAGCUGUGUGGAUGAAAUGAGGAAGAAGAAGGCUCAGAUCCUCAAAGACAGAACUCAUGGAUCAGCAUAAACUCAUUCAAACAGUCAAUGUCUAUUUUUAUAUAUUAUUCACAACAAGAACAUAAUUUACUCGUGGUUAAUAUAUUGUUGUUCUUAUUUUGAUCAUUUUAAAUUAUAUGAUUUUGUGUUCUGUUUUAUAAACAGGGAAGAGUAGUAGCUGUAGCUACAGUGCAUUAUGACGAAAACAAAACAAGGAAGGAAAUAUUGUUUAUGAAAACUACUGCAAUUUCUUUUUUGAAUGUUUGUUUUAUUUACCAAUUCUGACACUCCCAUAUUGUGGGUUUACGUUU
Messenger RNA from Paralichthys olivaceus (Japanese flounder), 627 nucleotides. RefSeq names its product chemokine (C-C motif) ligand 20b (gene ccl20b). Lineage: Eukaryota; Metazoa; Chordata; Actinopteri; Pleuronectiformes; Paralichthyidae. Gene Ontology annotation, biological process: immune response. Gene Ontology annotation, cellular component: extracellular region. The record is from RefSeq and is a predicted model, not a curated record. Gene Ontology annotation, molecular function: chemokine activity.